ACACUCGAGGCAGGGGGAGCUUAAUAUUGCACGGACCAAGUUCAGGGCUCCACACUUCCCGACUACAGUGGUCCAGCGGCUGAUCACCCUUUUUUUCCUCAGGGAGCGUUUCACUGGAACAGCAUCACCAUGCCUAAAGUUGUAGUGCCAGGUCAAGCGAAGACCGACGACAAGAUGCGGGCCUUCGCGGAGAAAGUCUUUGCGUCUGAGACCAAAGACGAGAACGUCCGCGAUGAGAUCUCCAUGUUUGAUGUGGAUGAGGACUGUCCCAUCAUGCACGAGGAGAUGGCCCACCAUCUGCACACUGAGGAUAAUGCUGAGAAACGCAAGAAGCGGUCCCGCACCAUCGCCGUGCCUGUGGCUGCGGCUGCUUCCAAGUCAGCUGUUGCCCCUGUAAUGUCAGUGGAGGUGGACACGCCCACCUACCUGGAGGUGCCCGACUUCCAGAGAGUGGCCAUCAUCGGAGACUAUGCCUCUGGGGUGACCAUGGAUGACUUUGAGCUGUCCUGUAAGGGUCUGUACCGUGCCUUGACCAUCAGGGAGAAGUACAUGCGGCUGGCCUACCAGCGCUUCCCCCGCACGGUCUCCCAGUACCUGCGUGACAUCGAGGGGGAGACCUUCAAACCUGAAGAUCAGGUGCAGCCAGUCUUCACAUCUCCUCCAAAGAAUGGGGAAGACCCCUUUGAUACCGCUGAACUGCCAAAGAAUCUGGGAUACGUUGCUCGUAUGAAGGACGGUCUCAUCUAUGUGUACAACGACGCUGCAGCCGCUGACAAACAUCAGCCCAAGGACCUGCCCUGCCCCGACUACAACACCUUCAUCGACGACAUGAACUUCCUCAUCGCUCUCAUUGCACAGGGCCCAACUAAGACCUACACUCACCGUCGUCUGAAGUUCCUCAUGUCCAAGUUCAACGUGCAUGAGAUGCUGAACGAGAUGGAGGAGAUGAGGGAGCUGAAGAUGAACCCCCACAGGGACUUUUACAACUGCAGGAAGGUGGACACCCACAUCCACGCCGCCGCCUGCAUGAACCAGAAGCACCUGCUGCGCUUCAUCAAGAAGUCCUACCGCGUGGACGCCGAUCGCGUCGUGCACAAGCUGAAAGGGAAAGAGGUCACCAUGAAGGAGCUCUUUGAGUCCCUUCACCUGCACCCCUAUGACCUCACUGUGGACUCCCUGGAUGUGCACGCUGGCAGACAAACCUUCCAGCGUUUUGACAAGUUCAACGCCAAGUACAACCCCGUGGGAGCCAGCGAGCUGCGUGACCUGUACAUGAAGACGGAGAACCAAAUCAACGGAGAGUACUUUGCCACCAUCAUCAAGGAAGUAGCCAGUGACCUGGAGGAUGCCAAGUACCAGUAUGCUGAGCCUCGUCUGUCCAUCUACGGCUGCAACCCCAACGAGUGGAGCAAACUGUCCAGCUGGUUCGUCAAGCACAGAGUCUACUCCCCAAACUUCAAGUGGAUGAUUCAGGUUCCCAGGAUCUACGACAUCUUCAGAGGCAGGGACUUUGUGCCACACUUUGGCAGGAUGUUGGAGAACAUUUUCCUCCCCGUGUUCCAGGCCACCAUCGACCCACAGUCCAACCCAGAGCUCAGCAUCUUCCUCAAGCAUGUGACAGGCUUCGACAGUGUGGACGAUGAGUCCAAGCACAGUGGUCACAUGUUCUCCACUAAGAGCCCCAAACCAGAGGAGUGGGACAUCGUCAAGAACCCCUCCUACACCUACUACAUCUACUACAUGUAUGCCAACAUCGCUGUGCUCAACCAGCUCCGCAGACAGAGGGGGAUGAACACGUUCAUGUUCAGGCCUCACUGUGGCGAGGCCGGGGCCGUAACCCAUCUGCUGGCUGCCUUCAUGACCGCUGAUAACAUCUCUCACGGCCUCAACCUCAAGAAGAGUCCUGUGCUGCAGUACCUGUACUUCCUGACCCAGAUCCCCAUCGCCAUGUCCCCUCUCAGCAACAACAGCCUGUUCCUGGAGUACGCCAAGAACCCCCUGCUGGAGUUCCACAAGAAAGGCCUGGUGGUGUCUCUGUCCACCGACGACCCCAUGCAGUUCCACUACACCAAGGAACCCCUGAUGGAGGAGUACGCCAUUGCAGCCCAGGUCUUCAAGCUCAGUACCUGCGACAUGUGUGAGAUCUCCAGGAACAGUGUGAUUCAGAGCUCCCUGUCUGAUGAGGAGAAGGUCCACUUCCUGGGUCAUGACUACCUGAAGGAGGGUCCAGAGGGCAACGACAUCCGCAAGACCAACGUGGCCCAGAUCCGCAUGGCGUACCGCUUCGAGACCCUGUGCUAUGAGCUCAACCUGAUCAAGGAGGGCUUGAAGACUGAGUAGACACUCAAACUGACCCAACCAUGGUCGAAACUCAUCUGCAUUGUGAUGUAGAAAAGUUUCUACGUUCAUUUUUCACAGAAACUCUUAAAAAAAAAAAAUUAAAAAAAAUCUUAAAGAAAGGAACCUUCUAACACAUGUAUGCUUUCUUCUUUGGAAGAGGAAUCUUCAUGAUGGUUGUCUUCACUGCAUAAUGAUCUGCACAUCUUAUCCAGUUCACUUGUACAUUACACUAUGUGUGUUCCAUAUGGAGAGACAUCCUGUGUUAGAAUGACAAGAAAUAAAAUGUGAAAUAACUGGUA
Molecule: messenger RNA, 2639 nt
Organism: Acanthopagrus latus (yellowfin seabream)
Lineage: Eukaryota; Metazoa; Chordata; Actinopteri; Spariformes; Sparidae
Gene: ampd1
Product: adenosine monophosphate deaminase 1 (isoform M)
Exons: 16
Coding region: 130-2340 (736 amino acids)
Biological process (GO): AMP metabolic process; IMP salvage
Cellular component (GO): cytosol
Molecular function (GO): AMP deaminase activity
Source: RefSeq, a predicted model, not a curated record